AUGAGUAUCCUGGCAAAUCUGGAAUUGAACUUUGCUGAAUGUAUCCUAGAUGGAGGAAAGGCCACCCUAGGGGUCAGACAAAGGGCGGGGAUGGACCCCGCACACCGGAUGAGACAGGAUGAGGCCAUCUCGCAAGCAGUGUGUGCUCUGCUGAAUUCCGGUGGGGGAGUGGUCAGGGUUGAGAUUGAGAACGAAGACUAUAAUUAUGAGAGCGAUGGAGUGGGCCUGGAUCUGCCGCCAUUGUUCAGAAACCAUAUAGAUGAGAUGUUGCAGGGAAAGCUCUUUUUAAUAUUUGUGAAUUCGUGGGAGGUGGCACCCUCAGGAGUGCAGCUCGCCACCUUGUGUUCCAAUUUGUACCACAGACGUGGAACAUUUACUGAGGUCAUGGAUUCUCUAGAAGCCCUACUAUUCCUCAGAAGAAGGAUCCAGGCUCUCGAGAAUGUUGAUGAUCCCAGCUCAUUAAAUCCACAGGAGGCUCCAGUUGAUAAUCAGAUGAUCUUAGCUGCUGAUUUAUUCGGCAAACAGCAGCAGCUUCUGUACCUGGAAAAACUCAACUUUACGGAGUCCCCACACGUUGAAUUUCAAAUGUUCUCCGUAGACCUUACCCAGGGCAUUAAAGAGAAACUCCCCAAGUGUGUUUCUGCACUUGCCAAUUCUGAAGGAGGAUAUGUAUUUUUUGGUGUGCAUGACGAGACCUGUCAAGUCAUUGGAUGCGAAAAGGAAAAAGUAAAUCAUUCCAGCUUGUUGAAUGUCAUCGACCGCUGUAUCAGGAGCAUGCCUGUCCAUCACUUCUGUUCACAAGUCCAUAAAGUGCAACAUGACUGCAAAUUCCUGGAAGUGUAUGAUAAGGGGGCCGUCCGUGGGUAUGUCUGUGUGAUCAAGGUGGAACAAUUCUGCUGUGCAGCAUUUUCCAGAGCACCUGACUCCUGGGAGAUGAAGGACAAUCAGAUGAAGCAGCUAGCCACAAAGGACUGGGCAGCGUGGAUGAUAAAGACCGACACAGAGCUUUCCCGUUUUCCUCAGAUGAUCAUCUCGAGGAGUGUUACAGACACCACACCCCGAUGCAGGACUGUGUGCAUACAUAAGAAUUUGAAGUGUGUGGAAGAAUUGCAGAAGGAUUUCUUCCCAGUGUCACCUGACAGGAUUACAUAUACUCCGGAAAGUGUCUACAGGGACCUCUUCUCGGAUCACAGAGGACUAAGAAACUUAAUAAGUAUGGAAAUGCGCUCUUUCUCUCAAGGGGUAUUGAUUUUCUCCCACAGCUGGGCUGUGGAUCUUGGUCUUCAAAGGAGGCGGGGUGUCAUCUGCGAUGCUCUUCUAAUUUCCCCAAACAAUGUUCCAAUCCUGUACACCAUUUGCAACAAGUGGGAUCUGGGGUACAGGUGGUAUGCUAUGACAGUCGCCCGUACCCUGAAGCAGAGGCUGGCGAACAUGGGUGGAUACCCUGGGAGAUUAGGCAUCAUUCCCUUGGUCUUGCAGCUGGGUCCUCAUCACACAGUAAGGGCCGGUUUAGAAAUACCCAUCUACCCCGAAUCCUAUAACUUCACAACCAUGCAGCAGAUGGAAGUUCUGUUGCAAUCCCUUGUGAUCGUCUUGUUUGGGUUCAGAUCCUUCUUAAACGAAGAGUUAAACUCUGAGGCGGUGACCCUAUUCACAGACCAACAGUAUCAGUUGCUUUUAAAGGAUCUUUGCAAGAACAGAGAGCUGUUUGUUCAUGGUUCACCUGGAUCAGGGAAGACCACUCUGGCUCUCAAGAUCAUGGAGAAGAUUAGGAAUGUGUUCAGCUGCCAAGCUGAAGACAUUCUCUACAUCUGUGAGAACCAUGCUUUGAAGAGGUUUGUGAGCCAGAGAAACAUCUGCCAGGCAGUGUCACGGAAAUACUUCAUGAAAAAUACCUUUUUUACCAUCAAACACAUCGUCGUGGAUGAUGCUCAGAAUUUCCGAACUGAAGAUGGGAACUGGUAUGCAAAGGCAAACUCCAUCAUCCAGAGAGGCAGAGACGGUCCAGGAGUUCUCUGUGUGUUUCUGGAUUACUUUCAGACCAACCACUUGUGUUGCAGUGGCCUCCCUGACCUUCAGCACCAAAGGUUUAUAUUGAAGCUCACCAGGAUGCUCCGGAGCGGAGACAACAUAGCCAACUACCUACAAGAAAUAAUGCAACAAAUCAGAAGAAAUCCUCCCCCAAAUGUCCCCUCAGAGGCCCUGACAAUGGUUCAAGAACUUGAAAGGGUUCCAGGUGUCACAGGCAAUUUAGAGAUAACUGAUGCCUUGAGUUUGGAACAGAUGGCAAUCUUUGUAGCAGAGAAGUGCCGGUAUCUCUGGAGGUCUGGGUAUUAUCCCAGGGAUGUUGCUGUUCUUUUCAGCAAAGCCAGAGAUAUAGAAACAUAUAAAGAAAAGAUUAUCCUAGCAUUGAGAAGGAGGAACAUGUCUCAGCUCAUCGAGGAACCCAGUUCACUAAUGCAGGUCAGGGAAGAGUCGGAAUUUCUGGGUAAUAACAUCCUGUUGACUAGUGUUCAGCAAUUUUCAGGAAUGGAAAGAAGCGUAGUGUUUGGGAUCAUUCCAGCGGAAUUCGAGACAGCCAUUUUCUACAAUGUUCUGCUCUGUCUGGCUUCCAGGGCAAGAACCCAUCUUUAUAUUAUAAAGCUUUUGCUUUGAUAGGGAGAUACCAGUUUUCAAUUAGGCAGGGUUGGUCUCUAGAUGACUUUGAAACUCUUUGAUCUAAACAUCUAAACACCAAAACAUCUAAUGUAUAGUCAUCUACUAAAUCAGCUACUCUCCUUGAUGCCUGGGGUAAGUACAAGUGUGAAGAAUUCAGGUAAUAGUAAGAGAUACCAGGGUAAUUAGCUGGCAUCAAGAUUCUCUCUCUCUCUCUCUCUCUCUCUCUCUCUCUCUCUCUCUGUCUCUCUCUGUCUCUCUCUCUGUGUGUGU
Cricetulus griseus (Chinese hamster) is the source of this 2928-nucleotide messenger RNA. The record is from RefSeq and is a predicted model, not a curated record. NCBI's taxonomy places the organism in Eukaryota, Metazoa, Chordata, Mammalia, Rodentia, Cricetidae.